GUGGGCUGGCAGUUUAGUCUAGGGCAGCUGAAACCGGUUUGAGAGGCGGCUGUAACUGGGCUCCUUGCUUCCUCCGGCCACCUAAGGGAGCGCUGGCGAGGCGCUGACGCUCGGCUCCGUCGGCGGCGGCCCAGGCUCUCGGCGCGGCCCGGAGCGGCAGAAAUCCUAAAAUAAUUCCAUCAGAAUGACACCUUCUCAGGUCACUUUUGAAAUAAGAGGAACUCUUUUACCAGGAGAGGUCUUUGCAAUAUGUGGAAGCUGUGAUGCCCUGGGAAACUGGAAUCCUCAAAAUGCUGUGGCUCUUAUUAAUGAAAACGAGACAGGAGACAGUGUGUUGUGGAAAGCAGUGAUUGCUCUCAAUAGAGGAGUGUCAGUGAAGUACCGCUACUUCAGAGGCUGCUUUUUAGAACCAAAGACUAUCGGUGGUCCAUGUCAAGUCAUAGUUCACAAGUGGGAGACUCAUCUACAACCACGAUCAAUAACCCCUUUAGAAAGUGAAAUCAUUAUUGAUGAUGGACAGUUUGGCAUCCACAAUGGUGUUGAAACACUGGAUUCUGGAUGGCUUACAUGUCAGACUGAAAUAAGAUUGCGUCUGCAUUUUUCUGAGAAACCUCCUGUCUCAAUUAGCAAGAAAAAGUUCAAAAAAUCGAGAUUUAGGGUAAAGCUCACACUAGAGGGUCUGGAGGAAGAUGAUGAUGAUGAUGAUGAUGAUAAGGCAUCUCCCACUGUUCUUCACAAAAUGUCCAACAGCCUGGAGAUAUCCUUAAUAAGUGACAAUGAGUUCAAGUGCAGGCACUCACAGCCAGAAUGUGGGUAUGGCUUACAGCCUGAUCGUUGGACAGAGUACAGCAUACAAACAAUGGAACCAGAUAAUCUGGAACUCAUCUUUGACUUUUUUGAGGAAGAUCUCAGUGAGCAUGUAGUUCAGGGUGAUGUUCUUCCUGGACACGUGGGCACAGCAUGCCUCCUGUCUUCUACCAUUGCUGAGAGUGGAAGAAGCGCUGGGAUCCUUACUCUUCCCAUCAUGAGCAGAAAUUCCAGAAAAACUAUAGGCAAAGUCAGAGUUGAUUUUAUCAUCAUCAAGCCAUUACCUGGAUAUAGUUGUUCUAUGCAGUCUUCAUUUUCCAAGUAUUGGAAACCAAGAAUACCAUUGGACGUUGGACAUCGUGGUGCAGGGAACUCAACAACGACUGCCAAGCUAGCUAAAGUACAGGAAAAUACUAUCGCUUCUUUAAGAAAUGCUGCCAGUCAUGGCGCAGCAUUUGUAGAAUUUGAUGUCCACCUUUCAAAGGACUUUGUGCCCGUGGUGUAUCAUGACCUCACCUGCUGUCUGACCAUGAAGAGGAAAUAUGAAGCUGAUCCAGUUGAAUUGUUUGAAAUCCCAGUAAAAGAAUUAACAUUUGACCAACUCCAGUUAUUGAAGCUUUCUCAUGUGACUGCAUUAAAAACCAAAGAACGGAAACAAUCUUUGUCUGAGGAGGAAAAUUUCUUUUCUGAAAAUCAGCCAUUUCCUUCUCUUAAGAUGGUUUUAGAAUCAUUGCCAGAAAAUGUAGGAUUUAAUAUAGAAAUAAAAUGGAUUUGCCAACACAGGGAUGGAGUAUGGGAUGGCAACUUAUCGACAUAUUUUGAUAUGAAUGUGUUUUUGGAUAUAAUUUUAAAAACUGUUUUAGAAAAUUCUGGGAAGAGGAGAAUAGUGUUUUCUUCUUUUGAUGCAGAUAUUUGUACAAUGGUUCGGCAGAAGCAGAACAAAUAUCCCAUAUUAUUUUUGACCCAAGGAAAGUCUGAUAUUUACCCCGAACUCAUGGACCUCAGAUCUCGGACAACACCCAUUGCAAUGAGUUUUGCACAGUUUGAAAAUAUUUUGGGGAUAAAUGCCCAUACUGAAGACCUCCUUAGAAACCCAUCCUAUGUCNAAGAGGCAAAAGCUAAGGGAUUGGUCAUAUUUUGCUGGGGUGAUGAUACCAAUGAUCCUGAAAACCGAAGGAAACUGAAGGAAUUUGGAGUAAAUGGUCUAAUAUAUGAUAGGUAUUUGUUUUUUGUAAAAAAUCUCCAUGGAAUUUUUCAAAAAGUAUAGUAGUUUUUAUCUUUUAAACUAUUAAAUUCAGUUAAGUUAAAAUUAUGUAGUUAUAUAAAGUUUAUUCAGACACUUGUGAUCUUGUCCCAGAUGUUGCGAUAUGUCAAAAGUCACUUAAGAAGCCCUAACCCAAAUAUGUAAUUUCCCUCGGAGUGAGGAUACCUGCCUUUCCCACGACUGCUGUCAAAACUUUUCUGCAGUUGUCUUAGUUACUUUCUAGAGGCACCGUGACCAAGGUGACUUGUUGGCAGUUCCAGACGGUGAGCCCAUGCCCAUCAUGGGGGUGUGGCAGCAGGCAGGCAAGGCACUGGAGUAGUAGCUAACAGCUUACUUCUGAUCCACAAGCAGGAAGCAGAGAGAUAGACAGACAGACAGGCCCUGAUGUGGACUUUUGAAACCUCAAAGUUUACUGCCUUGUGGCAUACAAGGCCAUACAUACCUCCUAAUCCUUCCCAAAUAGUCUACCAACUGGGGACCAUACUCUCUCAGUGACCUCAUUGCAUUCUCUGGCUUUUUAUAUCUUUUGCAUUAACAGUACUAUAUGUAUCCAACUCAGGACAUUUCCCUGACUUUUAAAAACUUUUAUGUGCCUUACCAUCUUGAUUUCAGCAUAAAUGGCCUCUCUGCUUAUUCUGCUUUCCCAGUCUAAAUCCUUGAAGUCUUCCAUUGCAGUGUCUUUCACCUCUCACUCCCAUUUUCCUCUGGGAUCUUUCCUUUCAGAACAUCCCUCGAUGUGCUAUUUCUUUUUGCUUCAGAGAAUAACUCCUGUACACUGAAAUGUCACUUGCACAAGGACUACACUAUUUUAAAUAGUAGCUUCUGUUCACAGGGUGCUUCUCAAUUUUGCUCAAGAUCAUUUAUCACCGACAAACAUACAUGCAUGUAGCAUUAUACCGUAUGUCUUUUCCUUCCUGGCCUCUUUGAACUAGUACCUCCCUGUUUCCUAAUGCAUACAGAGAGUGUAGGCUGCACAAGGACAGGACAUUUUGCUCUUUUUGUUUACUGUCUUCAGAGGCUAGGUCAGUAAGAUAUAGACUGGGAUCAAAUAUUUGUUGACUUGAUAUAAAAACCAGCUUCCUAGGAAUUGGUAUAUAAGAUGUAAGUUUAAUAGCUGCUAAUACUUUAAAGUUGCUUAGUAUAUAGAUGUUUUAGGUUGUAAAAAAAAACAUUGACUUGAUGGAAGCACAGUGUUUUGACCAGACCUGUUUUAAGGAAAAACAAAAAUAUGCUUUCCUUGGAUUAAUUCAUACUACCCUUUGUCCUACUAAGUUAUAUCAUUCUUUAAUAAAGAUUUUACUCCCACUAUUUUGUCUGGUCUAGUUUGUUCACUUAUUUCUUUUGAUUUUUAAGAUAGGGCUUUACUCAGGCUGACUUAGUCUUGCAAUCUUCCAGUCUCAGCUUCCCAAAGACAUUACAGUUGAAUGCUGCCAUGCCUAGCUGGUCUGCUGUCUUAUUUAACUACCUGCCUGCCUUUUAAACCAGUUGGUUAAUUUUGUCUAAAACAGAGUGACUAGCCAGUUUUUAAAAAAUAGGUGUUUUCAACUAACAAAGUUAAAAACUUAAAUUUCAUAUUAACAAUUUAAUAAAAAUACUGACUUCAUUAAAAUUGGGAAUUUUUAUGUGAGUAUGCAGAAGAAGAAAUGACUACAGAUAUUUGGGGACAAGAAAAGAAUGUGUAAGGUAAUUCUAUGUAUGACUCUGCUAAGGAAUACAAAUUUGAACAGAUCUUCUCAAGGGCUUUCAUGCUGGAAGUGGAUGGAAUGUUGACAUGUAAUAGUAGGAUGAUGUUAGAACAAGUGCUGAGAGUAGAUUCCUCCUGCCUCCGCUUCUUUGAAGAGAAAGAACAGAGGUGGAAGUUUAAGAUGUUCAGAUUUGCUCUGCUGGGACUUGCAUUUCAGGCAUGGGUCCAGCAUGAAGCAGGGUAGAACUAUAGUGGCAUUUGGAAGGCCAACCUGGCAUGGGCUCUACUUAGGGAGGUUAUAGUGGUAAGCAUAUAACAUAAAUAAUAGUUCUCUAAGGCUUAUAAUCAAAACACAAGUCUUUUAUUCCUUUUAACUGUCUCUGACUUCUUGUGCUUUGUUUUUCUUUCUAUUUACUAGUGUGAUUUUAGAUAGACAAAUUUAGAAAGUUUUGAAUAAUGAGUGACUUGGAGCUUUAUGGACAUUUAUGAGAGAAUGGUGAUAGAAGUGUGUAGGUUUGGUUUGGUUUUUGUUUUGUAGCCUCAGAACAUAACAGUAUAAUGGCUAAAUUCAUAUAAAUACCAAAUGUUUUGUUUAAGGCCUAUUAAGGAUUAAAAUUUUGUAAGAGAGACAUUAAGUAGUUGAUGGAGUGCAAGGGAGGGAAGAGCUGGGGUUAUACAGAAACACACGAGGAGGUCAGACCACUUGCCCUCACUCACUGCGAGGGUCUGAGGAGGUCAGACCACUUGCCCUCACUCACUGCGAGGGUCUGAGGAGGUCAGACCACUUGCCCUCACUCACUGCGAGGGUCUG
Molecule: messenger RNA, 4566 nt
Organism: Mus caroli (Ryukyu mouse)
Lineage: Eukaryota; Metazoa; Chordata; Mammalia; Rodentia; Muridae
Source: RefSeq, a predicted model, not a curated record